This is a messenger RNA of Lineus longissimus, 5046 nucleotides long. Its product is annotated as BTB/POZ domain-containing protein 8-like. Bases 156 to 3293 code for a protein of 1045 amino acids. The transcript has 13 exons. Gene Ontology annotation, molecular function: protein binding. Lineage: Eukaryota; Metazoa; Nemertea; Pilidiophora; Heteronemertea; Lineidae. The record is from RefSeq and is a predicted model, not a curated record.
CGAAAAUACAAAUUUUGUAGUGCUGUCAAGUUCACUGCCCCUGAAAAGUUGGGAUUACAAGCGUUGACCAUGAUUUGACUGGUGCAGUUUGCAUUUUACAUGUGGCUGGAAGAAUAAGACAUCCUUUGUUUCAUCGUUGAUUGCAAGAAUCCAAGAUGCCUCGCCCCGACAAUAUGAAGCGCUUGAGUAUGACACUCCAGGAGAAGUGUCUUCAGGAGAGGGAGAAGCUGAGGGUCAAAAUCAUGAAGGCCCUGAAAGCUGAUAUGUGGAGGUUGUACACCCAUGCCACUGAUACCAACCUCACCGUGAAACCAAGGGAGGGUCAAUUUUCAGUCCACCGUCAAAUAAUCAAGCAACGCAUGCCACUUUUAUUACAAGAUCUUACUGGUGAUGAUUCGGUGAUAAACCUACCUCAAGUCAGCCUGGAGGACGCCAAGGAACUCUUCAGGUUAAUUUAUAUGACAGAUGACCUCAGUCUUGCUACGGAAAUGGCACAAGGUUACCUCAAUAGGACAGCAGAGGGCAGCACUACAGAACCAGCACCAGCGGUAAACGACAAUAACAUAAACUUUGCACAACCAGACCUAGUACAAGGACUAAGCCACAGCACUUUAACCAACUCGUCGGAAGAGCUACGAGACGUAACCAGUCCAUCAAGUGAGACACCUGUUGGCAGCCUCUGUAGUUUUCCACCAACCCCUGUAGAUGAAAAUCUACCAAGUUUCGCGGAUGUCCCAGCCUACCUUAUUGGUUCAGUUGAUGUUCCAUAUCUCCCUGCGUCUGGCCUCGGUUUGGAUUUGCUUCGGUUGUUUCUCCAUUCUUCUGAUGGCGAUGUGGCGUUCAAGGUUGGAGACGAGGAGUUCAGAGGUCAUCAAUUUCUACUGACUACUCGUUGUAACUAUUUUGAGAUGAUGUUGGGUGGAGCCUGGGUGGAGAGCAGCGCCCAGAGUGUCAAACUGGAUGGUGUGAGUGCUGCUGCGUUCCAACAGGCACUUCUCUACUUGUACGGCGGAGUCAUAGAUAUCGACACUGACUGCCAUGUUCAAGAUUUACUCAUCCUCGCUGACAUGUAUGGGAUGGACGGUCUCAAGGACGUUGUUAUCUUUGAGAUCAAGAAGAACUAUUGCCACUUUUUCCACAAGCCAUGUCCAGAAUGCAUCACAAAAGUAGCAGACGCCCUUUGUUUAUCUUUCUCUCACGGAAUGGAGGAUCUCUUACACAAAAUAUUGAGAUGGUGUGACAAGUAUUUCGUAAAAAUGUGGCCAACAAAACAAUUUGCAAGUUUGCCGACUGAGAUUUUGGAGAAGUGCUGUGAUACAGUGUCAGCUGACCUGACCAAAGACUCGGUGAUUGAUGUCAUCUUCGACUGUGAUAAACUCAAAGGCAGCAUCCCGCAGGUGAAGUGGGCCGAGCCAAUAAACAAACUUGCAGCGAGGCUGAUGGGGGCGUGUAUCAUCUACCUGCAGAAUAACUUGUUUGAAGUAUUGGAGAGCCGCACUUUUAGUGAUUUAGGAAGGAACAUGGCUUGGAGUUUAAACUUCUUGGAAGAAGUGAUCACAACCACAGUCAAGCAGAUGCCUCAUUCCGUCUCCUGUAAGACAUUUAUGUCUGCUUUUCGACUCUGCCAACAUGCGGAUAGUGAAGAGUGUGGCUGGAAUGAUGAUUUUAAAGUAUUCGUUCGGACGCUCACAGAAAAAUGUCGUCAGAAUCUGAGAAAUAAUAUCUCAUAUUUAGAGUUUACGCCAGAGUUUGAAAAACUUCCAGCUGCUGAACAAAAGACAAUCAAAGAAGCGAGUACAAGAUAUGUCAUAAAACACUUGCCCAGACAGCCGUCAUACUUGUCCCCUGGUGCUUCCUUUGUGAAUGUUGGUGACAGCAAGGUCAAGCGAACACCUCCCAAACUUUCCAGUGACAAUAAGAAAUUCACUGGAAAAAAACAUGGCGGCAUCCCGUUCACAUUACCCAAGGGUGUACCGCCUAAAACCAAGCUGAAGAUGGUAGCACCUCCUGCAGCAAAGUGGAAUGCAUCUGUGAGUUCCGACGCUUCAACAAAGCCAACUACAGGUGGGGCAAGGAGUAAAGGGAAUGCUGCUGGAGCCAGCGGUGGACCUGAUCAGAAAAAGAUUGCACUUCCGACCACUCGACCCAGUCUUCCGGGCACAUCCGACAAGGAUUCAAAAUCGAGCAAGGCCAAUCAAAAACAUGCCGCAUUACCAGGUCCUAGUAAGCCUAGAGCCACAUCUGUUGCGGUUAGCCUGAAUCGGAGUGAGAUUGUUGGCCCAAGUCGGGCAGCAUCGGCCAAAUCUCAUGCAAAUCAGAGUUUUGAUUUGGGUGUAAAAAGAUUGGAUCAAUCGGUUGAUAAGGGUCCGUCUGCUGCUACAAAUACAAAAUCGGCUUCUAAAAUGAACCAGUCUUCUUCUAAGGGCCCUGGGUCUGCUUCUGCCAGUACAUCAGGGGCUAUGAAAAAAACUUUGAAACCACCGAAAAAGGACUCUGGGAAUAGUGCAUCCGGUGCGAGAAAAAGCGCAUCACCGAGUAGUGACUCUGGGGUCAGUAGUGUGAGCUCUACAGCAGAAGCUAGACCAAGACCCAAGGGUCAGACAAGGAGGUCUUUAGGACCUGUGCCUCCUCCCAAGAAACCUGACCCAUGCCUCAACGUUACAAUAACAAUGCCAGUUGACCCUCUUGCUCAUUCGACGCCGAUGGCCAAACCGUCGAAGUUGAGGCAGCCGCAGGUUCACUCACCGACCAAGGAUAAAUGUGGUGGCGGCCUCUUCAGGGCUCCAUUAAAUCCCGGCCCAAGAAAGUCAGCUGUUGGUAGUCGAGUUCUUAAUAAGCCAAUAGGGAGCACUGUUGGUAAAAGUGCAGCAAAACAGGACAUGAAGAAACCGCCAAAUAUGUCUGUUGAUGUGGACAGUAAUACACAAAAAAGUCGCCUUCCAGUUCGCAGUCCCAUCAAAAAAACGUUCAGCGCAAGUACCCCACAACUGUCGCCUGCAAAGUCACUGCCAGGUUCAAGAUAUAGUAGACUUGCCCGUAGCUAUGUUCGUCUCAACGAGUCAUGUGUCCCACUGCCUUAUCGCCAUUCGAGUGCAUCUGGACGUCUUUCAUUUUCAAGCAGGUCACCCCGACGUGGGAAGUCAGCGAGUCCUGAAAAGCCGCAGAAUUUCUGUUCUCUCUGUCGGGAGACUAUAAAGGGUGAUUAUGAAGAUGUGAAAUUGCCAGAAUCGCGGAAUGUGGAAUUUGAGGUUUUGCCAAAGGAGUUUCUCGAGGUCAAAUUCGUGAAGCCUUGAGUCCCUUUGUUUUCUGAAAGAUACCGAAAGAUCAACCUUUUUGCUGCCGUGCUUAUUUUGACCCAGGGUAACAAUAUUGUCCUGGAGAAUCAGUUUCCCAACUUGUCGAGCAAGAGAUUUGGGGUGUCUACAUGUGCAUCUGUUUAACAUUUCAUUGUCGACAAGUUGGAAAGCUGAUUCUUAUUUCGGUGGAAAACCAAUUCUCCAAGUGUGUAUUUGAAAAUUGUCUGUUAGAUAUUGUUGGUGCUCUUGACUGUACCUUCCUUUAGAGUGAUAUUGUUUGAAAUUGUUUAAAAGCUGAAUUGUGAUUGGUUGUGGUGGUGAUGUUACACUUGAUGCCAUUGGUCACAUUAUUUUCUUGGUGAUUUUUUACUUGAGAGUGCGGUCAAGUGCUUGCUUUGCUCAUGUAACAUAGCUACACUUAAAAAGAUGCUUUAUCCAGAAAAAAAGCGCCAAUGAAUAUGAUUUAAAUUUGUAUUUCAACUUGUUACCUUUUAUACAAGAUUUGUAUUGCUAGUAUCUAUUGUAAUAUAUCUUUAGGCCAUUGUGCUCACUCAGACAUUUAUUGUGCCCGUCCCUCACCGUUUCCCUUCCACAACGUGUUUCUGCUCAGUUGAAUACUCAGUAGACUAGUAGUGUUUUUGAACGGGAAUAAGAAACUAAUGGAACAUCUAUUUUGCAAGGUCAUUGCGACUUUUCUUAAUAUCGCCCUGUCGCUUGUCACUGUCAGCAAAGCAAAUUCUUUUCAAGGUCAAAUAUAAAUACAAGAUGACCUGGCAAACUACAUGUAUAUGAAGAGAUGUUUGCUCUGUUUUCAAAUUCCGUCUCGAGUUCUUUGUACAAAUGUUUCUAUUGUAAUCAGUAUGUAUUGCAUUAUAUCCUGUAUUCAAUAGAGGAGAUCGGGUGUAUUUCAAGAACAGAUGGUUGAGUGCCUUGUCUGCCCAUGGGUGAUAUGAAUAAAGACUAGCAAAUGCUUUUAUCUAAAUCUCCAUGUACAUUUACACUAGGCCUUCCUGUACAAAACCGGAGUAAAAGCAUUUGCUAGUCUUUAUUCAUAUCACCCAUUGUAUGUAAAUCCUUUCUCGUCGGACAACUAUUACAGACACUGCAUUUGGCCCUAAAAUGGUUCUAUCCAUUCAAUAAGACUUCUGCAAUUAAGACACCUCUUGAUUAAGGACAGCAUUUAUCAGUUCCAUGCGUCUCCUUUAUAGAGAGUUCCUUCAGUAUGUUUUAACUGUCUGCAACAUCUGUUUUGGAAAUGUCUUUUAUGUGAUCACUAUUCAUGGCUUGUAAUACUCAUUUAGCAUUAGAAGACAUCUUGCCACGUCACAUGUAUUAUUGCCAAAUAUUUCAUUGGGAAUAACGUCUUGAUGUUAAUGGCAAAAGACACUUAGCAUAAUAGCAAUAUGUCUUCUGAUGUUCCCAUAAAAUUAUCUGAUUAUGUACAGUUGUUUCAAAAAUAAUCGUGAGGUAACAAUCCUGGGAGGGGGAGGUACUCAGACUUCCUACCGAGCGACAUGACUCUCUAUGGAAUAGUUUCUGUUGGGAAGGGGAUUUAGUUUCUCCUGCGUAGAACCAGAGAAGAGCCUGGAUUCAUUUCUUGUUUGAUGUUUAUUUGUUAGUUUUGUAUCCACCUGGAUUGACUGUUGUUAAUCUUUGAGCUUUGAGCAUGACACGUUAUAAUUCUGUUUAGCAAACCUAUAUUGUUAUUCUGUUCAGCCAGCCUAUAUUGUUAUCUGCAAUUCAAAUAAAC